GGAUGGUCAAGGGAAAAAAAGUAAUUUUGCUCUAACAAAUAUCUCAUUCCUCAUAUAUCUAGAACCAUCUUCUUCAUUCUUUUGCCAAAAAUAAAAUGGUCAUUGUGUCAUGUGUUCAAAAUGGACUCUAGAAGUAUCGAUUUCUCUUUGAAAUAAACAGACCCUCGAACUCGUACAACUCCACGGCAAACCAAAACUUUGUCUUCGUCUGCUCCUCAUCCUUGUGACGCCAGCCAUUCUGAAAGUUACUUGGAAUAUGUUGAAAGUAAUUAUGUGAAUGUCUUUGAGAAAGAGACCUGCACCGUCGAAGAAAAGGUGCUAUGCCACUUCUGUUGCCAAUAUAUUAACCUCCUCCUUUAAGAUCAAAUACUCAUUUUAAAAAAAAUUCUAUUUAAAAUUUUGUCAAUAAAUUGAAUCCAUUGAACGAAAGGUUGCUUCUCUUAGAGCUUUUAUCAGAUGUAUUCUGGAUUACAAACUUCAGUCUCAAUAUCUGAUAGAAUUUCUUACAAGGCAGAAGGAAGAUCAAGCUGCACUAUCCCUCAUUUGUGAGGCUAAAAGGCCAGAGCAAGCUAAUGUGAAUCAGAUGGGAUCUACUAAUCCAUCUAUUCCCACAGGCACCAAGGCCCUCAACUCUGUAUCAGUCUCUGCUAAAGCCUGUGCUUGCACUUUCGGUCAUUCCAAUACUAUGACAAUUAUCCUUAUGAACAUGAGUGGAAAGAAUUUGCAGAAUUUUGUAAACAAGCAUUCAAAGGAGCACAAGUUGUUGCGAAGUGAAGUCUUUAGUGCUCUUCGAAUGUCACCGGACUCGUAUAUGUUUGUGUUGGAAGCACUGGAAGGGUUUUAUCCUCCCAACCAUCAGAAAGAAGAGAUUGGAUUUCAUCGUAAUAUUAUUAGGCAGAGUUGCAUCCUUUUAUUAGAACAAUUGAUGGAACUUUCACGGGGGAUUGUACUAGAGGCUAAAUUAAUAGCAAGCAAGCUUGCAUUUGCCUGGAAAGCAAAGAUGAUGACUGAAAUGGAAAACCAUUUCGCAAUCAUGGGUUUUCUGCUUCUUGUAGGUUGCUAUAGAUUGGCAUCUGCCUUUGAUAAAGAUGAAGUUGAGAGUUUGUAUCACAAGGUAGCACAUCAAGUGAAUACAUCUAAAAUUUGUCACAUCCUUGGUAUUAUGUUCUCGUAUCGACUCUGCAGGCUGGGCAUAUAAAUUCAUGUAUGACUAUUCCUGUUGGUGGACCAAAUCAUGUUCAAAUGUUGCAUGAACUGAUUGGGUUUGCUGGUUAGAUUAUGUCUUGAAAUUUUUCACUCGUGUUUUCUUAGAAGAUUGGCCCUGAUUUAGCUUGUGGCAACAAUAUCGUGUUAAAGACGGCUGAGCAAACCCCAUUAAAUGUACUCUCUGUAGCAAAUCUAUUGCAGGAAAUAGCAUCCAAUUUCCUCUUUUUUUU
Solanum dulcamara is the source of this 1436-nucleotide messenger RNA. Its product is annotated as FRIGIDA-like protein 1. The record is from RefSeq and is a predicted model, not a curated record. Bases 584 to 1198 code for a protein of 204 amino acids. The transcript is spliced from 2 exons. NCBI's taxonomy places the organism in Eukaryota, Viridiplantae, Streptophyta, Magnoliopsida, Solanales, Solanaceae.